CUGCUGCCGCGGGGCGCCGGCGGCCCCGCCGCCAACGGCCUCGCGCAGACAUUCUGGAAUGGCCUCAGUCAAAAUGUUCUCAGAGCAGCAGCAAGCAGACAUUAUGCCUCAGAAGCAAUCAAAGGUGCCGUUAUUGGAAUUGAUUUGGGUACAACCAACUCCUGCGUGGCAGUUAUGGAGGGAAAACAAGCUAAAGUGCUGGAGAACGCUGAAGGUGCCCGCACAACGCCGUCGGUUGUGGCAUUCACGGGUGAUGGUGAGCGCUUGGUGGGGAUGCCCGCCAAGCGGCAGGCGGUCACCAACCCCCACAACACCUUCUAYGCCACCAAGCGCCUCAUCGGGCGGCGCUUCGAUGACCCCGAAGUGAAGAAGGAUAUUAAGAACGUUCCCUUCAAAAUAGUCCGUGCCUCCAAUGGGGACGCCUGGGUGGAAGCUCAUGGGAAGCUCUAUUCUCCAAGCCAGAUCGGUGCCUUUGUGCUGAUGAAGAUGAAGGAGACAGCAGAAAACUACCUGGGACAUUCAGCGAAGAAUGCAGUGAUCACAGUUCCUGCUUACUUCAAUGAUUCCCAAAGACAGGCUACCAAGGACGCUGGGCAGAUUGCUGGCUUGAAUGUUCUGAGGGUGAUUAAUGAACCAACAGCAGCUGCCCUUGCCUAUGGUCUGGAUAAGUCUGAAGACAAAAUUAUUGCAGUCUAUGACUUGGGUGGUGGCACUUUUGAUAUUUCCRUUUUGGAAAUCCAGAAGGGAGUCUUUGAGGUGAAGUCCACCAAUGGUGACACUUUCCUAGGAGGAGAAGACUUCGACCAGGCCUUGCUGCAGCAUAUUGUCAAAGAGUUCAAGCGAGAGACUGGAGUUGACCUGACUAAAGACAACAUGGCCCUUCAAAGGGUGAGAGAAGCAUCAGAGAAAGCAAAGUGUGAGCUGUCUUCAUCUGUGCAAACUGACAUCAACCUGCCCUACCUCACCAUGGAUGCCUCUGGGCCCAAGCACCUGAACRUGAAGCUGAGCCGGGCCCAGUUCGAGGGCAUCGUGGCCGAGCUGAUCAAGCGCACGGUGGCGCCCUGCCAGAAGGCCAUGCAGGACGCCGAAGUGAGCAAGAGCGACAUUGGCGARGUCAUCCUGGUCGGCGGCAUGACCAGGAUGCCCAAGGUGCAACAGACUGUGCAGGAUUUGUUCGGCCGUGCGCCUAGCAAAGCAGUGAAUCCUGACGAGGCCGUGGCCAUUGGCGCCGCCAUUCAAGGCGGYGUCCUGGCUGGUGAUGUUACAGACGUGCUGCUGUUGGACGUGACCCCGCUCUCCCUGGGCAUUGAGACUCUGGGAGGUGUCUUCACGAAGCUCAUCAACAGGAAUACCACCAUUCCCACCAAGAAGAGCCAGGUGUUUUCUACAGCUGCAGAUGGCCAGACGCAAGUGGAGAUUAAAGUGUGCCAGGGGGAGAGAGAGAUGGCGAGUGACAACAAGCUCCUCGGCCAGUUCACGCUGGUUGGAAUCCCUCCAGCGCCACGCGGAGUGCCCCAAAUCGAGGUCACGUUUGACAUCGACGCCAACGGCAUCGUUCACGUCUCGGCCAAGGAUAAAGGCACCGGACGCGAGCAGCAGAUUGUCAUCCAGUCUUCUGGUGGCCUUAGCAAAGAUGAAAUUGAGAACAUGGUGAAGAACGCAGAGAAGUACGCGGAAGAGGACAGGCGGAGAAAGGAACGUGUGGAAGCUGUGAACAUGGCCGAAGGCAUCAUCCAUGACACAGAAUCGAAGAUGGAGGAAUUCAAGGAUCAGCUGCCAGCAGAUGAGUGCAACAAACUGAAGGAAGAAAUUGCUAAAAUGAGGGAACUUUUGGCUCGUAAGGAUACUGAAACCGGAGAAAAUAUCCGGCAGGCGGCAACCAGCCUGCAGCAGGCGUCCCUGAAGCUCUUUGAAAUGGCGUACAAGAAAAUGGCCUCAGAACGAGAGGGAUCUGGAAGUCCAGGAGAUCAGAAGGAAGAGAAGCAAUAAGGAGUCUCUGUCUUGCCUAGACUGGAGUAUGAAGAGGAUGUUCUUGACGCUUGGGAGAGAAGGGGCCUUCCUGAGCAGAAAUGGGCAGAAUUCAGACUUACUGUGUUUUUGCAGUACUCUAUAUAUAUAAAAAAAAAUCUUUAAUGUACAAACCUAGUGAUGUGUCUGCUAGAUAAAUUGUCUCUUGAUGGAAGUUAAUUCAUGCCAGACAAAGUUCUAAGUCUUGGGCCCUGUGGUAUUCCACUGAGCUUCCUGGGGCCUCGCUGAUCACUUCUUUCUGAUAGUACACCAUUGUGUCAUCUAAAUUCAACGUCGGCSUUUGGAAACCAUGUUAUUGAAUCUAAGGAUGGAGACAGAAGUGCUGGGGAGGAGCGAUGCCCCUGGAGAACCGAGUACCUGGGAGAGGGGGAUCAGGCCCCGUGCUCAGCAGUGACACGGCCGGCACUGUUCCUGGAGAACAGAGAGGGCUGCAGCUACCCUCAUACCUCUGCUCUGAGGGACAGGGACAGCUUCAGAUUUAGCUGUGCCAUUAUUUCUUACAAAAGAGACUGGGUGGAAGUGACAUACUUUGCUUGUCUGAGCCUUCUGCUCCAUCCUGUGUC
This is a messenger RNA of Nothoprocta perdicaria, 2591 nucleotides long. RefSeq names its product heat shock protein family A (Hsp70) member 9 (gene HSPA9). Gene Ontology annotation, cellular component: mitochondrion; cytoplasm. Gene Ontology annotation, biological process: protein refolding; cellular response to unfolded protein. NCBI's taxonomy places the organism in Eukaryota, Metazoa, Chordata, Aves, Tinamiformes, Tinamidae. The record is from RefSeq and is a predicted model, not a curated record. The transcript is spliced from 17 exons. Bases 175 to 1989 code for a protein of 604 amino acids. Gene Ontology annotation, molecular function: ATP hydrolysis activity; ATP binding; misfolded protein binding.